Gekko japonicus is the source of this 1606-nucleotide messenger RNA. RefSeq names its product AMP deaminase 1-like. Gene Ontology annotation, cellular component: cytosol. The annotation marks the transcript as partial. The record is from RefSeq and is a predicted model, not a curated record. NCBI's taxonomy places the organism in Eukaryota, Metazoa, Chordata, Lepidosauria, Squamata, Gekkonidae. Gene Ontology annotation, molecular function: AMP deaminase activity. The transcript is spliced from 11 exons. Gene Ontology annotation, biological process: AMP metabolic process; IMP salvage.
GUAAAAUGAGUGUUGGUUAGUAGUGCAGCUCUGUUCUUCCAUUUGCCUGCCCUACACUCAGUUCCUCAGGAAGGACUCCUCUGAACUGGUAGGAAAAAUGCCGCAGGUGAAAGUCCCAGUGGAGGAGAAACAAACUGACGAUGCCAUGCGCUCCUUUGCUGAGAAAGUCUUUGCUUCAGAGGUGAAAGAUGAAGGUGGUCGACAUGAAAUCUCCCCCUUUGAUGUGGAAGAAGUCUGCCCCAUCUCCCACCAUGAGAUGCAGGAACAUCUGAUCAAGCAGGAGACUUCAAGUGACUCUGACAAACUGAAGAAGAGGCUUCUGCGGCUGAAGACCAUUGCCUUGGUUCUUCCAGUUGCAGGAAAGUCUUCAACCAAACUGUCCACCAUUGACGAGGUCAUCUCUACGUCAGCUCAGUAUCAAGCUGUGCCCAAAUUCCAGCGUGUGCAGAUCACGGGGGACUAUGCAGCAGGGGUGACAGUGGAGGACUUUGAGCUGGUCUGCAGAGGUUUGUAUCGUGCUCUGUGUAUUCGGGAGAAGUACCUGCAGAAGUCCUUCCAGCGUUUCCCCAGGACUCCCUCCCAGUUCAUGUGCAACAUUGAGAAUGAAGUGUGGAAGCCCAAUAAUGAUCUGUGGCCAGUGUUCACUCCAGCUGCAAAGGAUGGUGAGGAUCCUUUCCAGUCUGACAAUCUCCCUGAGAAUCUGGGCUACCAUGUGCAGAUGAAGGAAGGUGUGGUGUACGUCUAUGCUGACAAAGCAGCAGCUGCCCGGGGUGAGCCCAAGGACCUGCCAUACCCUGACCUGGAGGUCUUCAUUGAUGACAUGAACUUCCUGCUGGCCCUGAUAGCUCAGGGGCCUGUUAAAACCUACACGCACCGUCGCCUCAAGUUCCUCUCCUCCAAAUUCAAAGUGCAUGAGAUGUUGAAUGAGAUGGAGGAGCUGAAGGAGCUGAAGAAUAACCCUCAUCGGGACUUCUACAAUUGUCGGAAGGUGGACACACAUAUCCAUGCUGCAGCUUGCAUGAACCAGAAGCACUUGCUACGAUUCAUUAAGAAGUCAUACCGGAUAAAUUCUGAAAGGGUGGUGUACAAGUCCAAGGACAAGACACUGACACUCAAGCAGCUCUUUGAGCAGCUGAAUCUUCACCCCUAUGACCUGACUGUAGACUCACUUGAUGUACACGCAGGUCGCCAGACUUUCCAACGCUUUGACAAGUUCAAUGCCAAGUAUAAUCCAGUAGGUGCAAGUGAGCUGCGUGAUCUCUACCUCAAAACGGAAAACACCCUCAAUGGUGAAUACUUUGCCACAAUCAUCAAGGAGGUUGGCUCUGACCUGGAGGACGCCAAGUACCAGUAUGCAGAGCCACGACUCUCCAUCUAUGGGCGUACACCAGAAGAGUGGCCCAAAUUAGCCAACUGGUUCAAUCAACACCGUGUUUAUUCUCCCAAUAUGAAAUGGAUGAUCCAGGUGCCCAGAAUCUAUGAUGUGUUCAGGUCUAAGAACUUCUUGCCACACUUUGGGAAGAUGCUGGAGAACAUCUUUGUGCCAGUGUUUGAGGCAACAAUUAACCCACAGAACAACAAGGAGCUGAGUGUGUUUCUGCGCCAU